This is a messenger RNA of Medioppia subpectinata, 768 nucleotides long. The record is from the annotation of a GenBank genome assembly. NCBI's taxonomy places the organism in Eukaryota, Metazoa, Arthropoda, Arachnida, Sarcoptiformes, Oppiidae.
AUGUCAUCGCCUUAUAAAGUGAGCGGUGAGUCGAUGCGAUCGAGCGGUGGUCUCCGCUAUUAUCUGCAACAGUAUUGGCAGGACUUUGGCGACCAGCGGACCAACGGUUUGCCGCUCAUACGUGAGGGCCCGUGGGCUAUGAUCUUCGUGAUGAGCCUAUACCUGCUGUUUGUGCGCAAAGUGGGGCCCCGUAUGAUGAAACACAGGGACCCGUAUCAGCUGCGGCUGCCGAUGUUGGCCUACAACACGGCAAUGGUGGCCAUCAACUAUUACUUCUUCUUCCAAUCGCUGCUGUGGCUGGACUACGGCCGAGGAUUGGCCAACUUUAAGUGGCCCGACGGUCACGACCGCUCGGAGCGUACGAUGGGCUACAUCUGGUCGUUCUACCUCUACUGGUUGACCAAAUUUCUGGACCUAUUGGACACCGUGUUCUUCGUGUUGCGCAAGAAGUACACGCAGAUAACGCCGUUGCAUCUGUACCACCACACGGUGGUGCCCAUUCUGGGCUGGAUGUAUCUGUGGCACCGGUGGGGCUCGCCCGCGAUCACCCUGUUCGCUUUGCUCAAUUCGGCCGUACAUGUGGUGAUGUACUCGUAUUACGCGUUGGCGGCGUUCGGGCCCCGCAUCCAGAAGUACUUGUGGUGGAAGCGAUACAUCACUCAAAUCCAAUUGAUUCAGUUCGCGCUCCUCUGUCUCUACGGCUUCGUUAUAUACUCCUAUCAACAGAAUUACCCGCCCUUUGCCUUCUGGUUGGCCGCCAGUAAGUGA